GCUAUACUGCUGCUAGCAGUCUGCCGGCGGUACGUCUUUGUGUUUGCAAACAAUUGUUUGCCUACAUCUCGUGUUAUGGUUUCGAAAGUAAAUUCUAUGCAAUAUUCAGGUGAACGGUGUGUGUGUGUGUUUUGUGUUUGGAGUGAUAUCAACGAACUACGAUGCAUCGGGAGCCUCUAAUGCUUUAUAGAAAGUUAUCCAUGAAACAGUAGUACACAUGACAUCUCUAACAGAGGAUACAUAUUCAGAGGUGUGCUGACUGAUGAUAUUCUCACUGCCAGAUCUGAGCUAUGUUGGUGAUGCUAUCAGACUGGGCUAUCAAAUAAUGGGGCAAGCAGUGCUGCACUCUCAUGUUGACCAAGUUGUGGGUGCAGCACAUUAGCAUCAGUGGCUGAUAUAAAGGAAAAGAACACAGUGGACUUGGGGAAACACAGGAUUAAAAUUAUCACAAGGCCUGUGCUACUUCUGGAAAGCCCACACUACCUAUUCAAGAACCAUAUGUUCGUUUUCUACUGCAGGAUGGCUGAAACCAAUCAUUGCAACUUUUUCUUGGAGAAAAAGAACAGAUUCUGCAGAAUGCUUACCAAAGACGGAAGUGACUAUUGUGGUGAACAUCAAACAUUUGCACCUACUGAACUUCAAGAAGUUGCAGACCAAUUUGCUCGAAUGGUGUGCCCCCUAGACAGCAGUCACACCUGCUAUGUUCGCCAUUUAAAAAAACAUCUAAGAAAAUGUAAUGCCAACAAGAAAGAUCCCGUCUAUAUAACUCAUGGACUGAACAGAGGAAGUUCAACAGAUGACGAGAUCCAUGGAUCAACUUUGUGUACCAUUGAUGAUCUGGCUUUAGUGCAGUUAAUUUCUAAAAUAGAAACAGUGUGCACAGGUAUCAUUCCCUCUGUUACUGAACGAUCAUCAGUACAUCCUCGCUUGCAAAAGGAGAUUGAAACACAAGCGGAUGGAGUUAAUUCAAAGAGACAGCUAUCACAAGUGUCUUCACUUUUGUCACUCAUUGAGAAGUUCAAUAGUAUUCACGCGGAUACCUGUUUCCUCGAAUUUGGUGCUGGAAGAGGUAUGCUGACAUAUUGGCUUGGAGAAAUAACUGCUGAAGUACCACAGUCUUCUUUUUUACUUAUUGAACGAUCUGCGUAUCGUCAUAAAUUUGAUGGACGCCUAAGCUCUAAAAGAGACUGUGUUGUAAGAAGAGUGAAAGCUGACAUUGGUGAUCUCAACCUUGAUGAAAUAGAGUUGCUAAAAGAACACCAGCAUCUAGUUGCACUCAGCAAGCACCUAUGUGGUGCUGCUACAGAUAUGGCUUUGAGAUGUAUGACAAUGACAUCUGAAGAUAUUUCUAUGAAGUUUCGUAGUAUAUUUAUAGCUACUUGCUGCCAUCAUCGAUGUGACAUUUCCUCUUAUGUAGCAAUGGAUUAUUUAGUGGAACUGGGUUUUGAAAUUUCUGACUUUAAUGUCAUGUGUGGUAUUACCAGUUGGGCAACAUGUGGCUCUCGGAAGAAUGAGCUAAUUCGCAAACCAGAAGAUUCAGUUGAUAGGUAUGCACGACUGCAGCUGACACACGAGAAGAGAAGAAAAAUUGGCAGAAUGUGCAAGUUAAUAUUUGACUAUGGAAGAAUCAAAUUUCUAGAGAAAUAUGGUUACAAUGGGGUAUUGACAUACUAUGUACCUGAAUCAGUUUCACCAGAGAAUGUAUGUUUAAUAGCAAUAAAAAACUGAUUGAUUUUAUUAAU
Molecule: messenger RNA, 1742 nt
Organism: Schistocerca piceifrons (Central American locust)
Lineage: Eukaryota; Metazoa; Arthropoda; Insecta; Orthoptera; Acrididae
Product: tRNA:m(4)X modification enzyme TRM13 homolog
Exons: 12
Coding region: 499-1728 (409 amino acids)
Biological process (GO): tRNA methylation
Source: RefSeq, a predicted model, not a curated record